AGCCACUUUGCUCAUCAGCCUGGUGGGGCGGCCGGACAACAUGCAGAUCUUUGUGAAGACGCUGACAGGCAAGACCAUCACCUUGGACGUGGAGGCUUCAGACACCAUCGACAACGUCAAGGCCAAGAUCCAGGACAAGGAGGGCAUUCCGCCUGACCAGCAGCGCUUGAUCUUCGCGGGAAAGCAGCUGGAGGAUGGCCGCACCUUGAGUGACUACAAUAUCCAGAAGGAAUCCACCCUCCACUUGGUGCUUCGUUUGCGUGGUGGCGUCAUCGAGCCCUCGCUGGCAGUGCUGGCCCGCAAGUUCAACUGCGAGAAGAUGGUGGGGCGUAGAGAAGUUUUUGGUUUGCCUUUGCGCGGUCUUAUCCUCAAUGCCGUGCCUCAAACUGGAAGUGGUGCCGGCAGAUUUGUCGCAAGUGCUAUGCGCGGCUGCACGCCAGGGCGGUCAACUGCCGGAAGAAGAAGUGCGGACACUCCAACCAGCUCCGCCCCAAGAAGAAGCUGAAGUAAGCCAAAUGAGCCGCGCGUAUCUGGUACGGAGA
Messenger RNA from Effrenium voratum, 542 nucleotides. Lineage: Eukaryota; Dinophyceae; Suessiales; Symbiodiniaceae. The record is from the annotation of a GenBank genome assembly.